GUCAAACACUCGGCUGAGUUGGAGCCCUGGCGCUGCAUUGCCAUUGCCUUCCAUUGUUCGAUUUUGGCAUUGCUUUGGGCCAGUAAGAUUACAUCUUUGCAUGAACAAAGCUCGCUUCAGUUUCGAAUCCAAGAAAGGCGCACUAACUUCUAAGUCACAUUUUCUGGUGCAGAACGAAGCGCAAAUAGCUUGGACAGCAUGGGUCUCGCUAGCAAGCUCAAGGCAAGUGGAUACGGGGCCGCAGAUGGCUCCAUCCCAACCGCGCCCCCUUAUCAGCCGCCUCCGCCCCCGCCAGGGUAUCAGGGAACUCCUUAUGGUCAGCCGCCGCAGAAGGUAGGGGCGUCCAGCGCUCCCUCUCCCGCAGCCCCCGGUUCUUCCCCCUAUCCCCCACCCCCCGGCUCUUCUCCGUAUCCCCCCCAGCCGGGCUCCUCUCCUUACCCUCAGGCCCCUGGCUCUUCCCCUUACCCCCCACCACCUGGGGCUUCCCCUUACCCCCCACCACCUGGGGCUUCUCCAUAUCCCCCGCCCGGUGGCUCCUCUGCCUAUCCCCCCCCCGCCGGAGCUUCUCCUUACCCUCCACCGCCGGGGAGUUCACCGUACCCCCCUGCAGGACAGCAGCCAGGGAAACCCGCUCAACCGCAAGCAGGACAGUAUGGUGCACAGCCAGGUGCGCCGUACUCAGGGCAGCCGCAGACUGUGGGGUCGCAAGGUGACGCAGGCGGGGUGCAGGCAAAGCUGCAGAGCAUCGUGCAGACAAAUGGUCUUCACCAGUUCUAUCCGCCGCAGGCGAUCCAGGCGCUAGCUCAGAGGAUUGCGCAGACCGUCAACUUUGAUCAGCUGGCAGCCAAGUGGCGCAUGCCCAAGGAGCUGGCCAUCGACCUGGCGGGCCUGGGGCUUUACGACAUCAUCAUUCUCGCCGACGACUCGUCCUCCAUGUCUUUUGAAGAACAGGGCGAGCGCAUCGACGACCUGAAGCUGAUUCUCAACAAGGUCUCGGAGGUGGCGACGCUAUUCGACCAGGACGGAAUCCAGAUCCGCUUCCUCAACUCGCAGGCGCAGGGGAACAACAUAAGGACGGCUCAAGAGGCCGAGGCAUGCGUUGCACAGACUCGUUUCCAGGGCCUGACCCCCCUCGCCGCGAGCAUGGAGCGCAACAUUUUGCAGCCCCUCGUGUUUGGCCCCGCACAGUCCGGACAGCUGCGAAAGCCCGUGCUAAUUGUGACCAUCACGGACGGGGAGCCGUCGGACAGUCCGAGAGACGCGAUCCUGCAGGUCAUCAAGAAUGCACGCGCGCGGCUGGCGCAGUUUGGGCCCAAGCCGCUGGCGUUCCAGUUUGCGCAGGUUGGUCGUGACUCCCGAGCCCAAGCGUUCCUGGGUACGCUCGACAAGAACAGGGACGUGGGCGAUCUCAUUGACUGCACGUCAUACUACGAGCUGGAAGCGGAGGAGUUCCGGAAGAAGGGCGUUGACAUGACGGUCGAACUAUGGUUGGUAAAGAUGAUGGUCGGAGCAAUUGAUCCGUCGUAUGAUGCGGAGGAUGAGGGCUAGACGAGGUGGGCGUUGAAAGAAGGAUACGGGCAGAGACUGGGUGUGCGAAUCUGGGACAACGAAGUGGUUGGAAUAGAGAGGACAUUGGCGUAGAGAGGACAUUGGCGAAGAAUUGGGCGGCUAUUUGGGAACUGUGAGGAAGAGUGAGUCUGUCAAAUAGCGGGUCACUCGUGGAGGAUGAAUAAACACAUAAGCAAGGGGGCAGCAUCGUUUUCAUGUUUUCCUUUGAACCUAGUACGCGUCAUUUCUGAACAUUCUUCGUUGUAGGGACAGUCCGUUCCUAUCCUGUGUCUUCCUUUUAGAUAUUGCAAGGUCAUGAGUAAUAAAGAGAAUAAGCUUGAUACCAACUUAGCAAUACAGUUGUUGCAGCUAAACAGGUUUCAAACCAUAACAAAACAAUGUAUUUGACUACUUGUAUCUGCUCUAACAUGAUGGCGGCUAGUCUCUCUGAAAUGUAGAGAAAGGGCCUCCGGAAGUGCACUGAUCAAUCAUGGGACAACCGUUGAACCUGACGGUCCUACCGCGCCGC
Klebsormidium nitens is the source of this 2077-nucleotide messenger RNA. The record is from the annotation of a GenBank genome assembly. NCBI's taxonomy places the organism in Eukaryota, Viridiplantae, Streptophyta, Klebsormidiophyceae, Klebsormidiales, Klebsormidiaceae.